This is a messenger RNA of Ictalurus punctatus (channel catfish), 3345 nucleotides long. It is a transcript of the gene bmpr1bb, whose product is annotated as bone morphogenetic protein receptor, type IBb. The transcript is spliced from 13 exons. Gene Ontology annotation, biological process: protein phosphorylation; BMP signaling pathway; cellular response to growth factor stimulus. NCBI's taxonomy places the organism in Eukaryota, Metazoa, Chordata, Actinopteri, Siluriformes, Ictaluridae. Gene Ontology annotation, molecular function: ATP binding; transforming growth factor beta receptor activity, type I; SMAD binding. The record is from RefSeq and is a predicted model, not a curated record. Gene Ontology annotation, cellular component: plasma membrane; signaling receptor complex. The coding region runs from base 1362 to 3038 and encodes 558 amino acids.
GGGUAAGCCGAGUCUGAAUACGCAGAACUUUCCCUCUAUAAAUACGAUAUAUCUAACUUCAACCGGCCACUAAACUAGAACUAUAAACUAACGGUGGUGCUUAAAAAGAGGAUACUGCAGGUACAAUUCCAUUAGAAGUGAGAUGUAUAUUUUUGUAAAUAAAUAAAUAAAUAAGACCCAGCUCGGAGCGUUUCUCAUGGCCUUCUGAAGAACAAAGUGGCCAGAUGAGAGGUUGUGAGCGGUAUCAGAUGUGCCGCAGGGGCCGUAGAGUAGCGCACACAUCUCCGGAACGUUCUGCUCCGCUAACACAGUCUGGCUGAGGUCUGUGGGAGAGCUGACACACACACACACACACACACACACACACACACACACACACAAGGUGCAUUUAUAAAGAUAGUGCUGCUGUAGCGUACACAUCUGCUUUCUCAAGAGCUGCCAGGUUCAUUUGGAAGAGCGAGGCUUAUCUACAAUGCAUUAUUUAUUAUUGUUGCGGAAGGAAGAUUCUCAGACUUGGUGAUAAAAGAAAGGUCAGGAGACAGGUGUGGGUUCAGAGCGCAUGGAGAGUCCAGUGUACUGUGAGAAACACAUUCCUACCGUCCGGAUGUCUCUGUAUCAGUAAGUUCUGGAGUUCUUUUUAUUACUAGGAGGCUUUUAUUUGUUUGUCACUGUGACUUUUUCACUUUCCCUCUAUAUGUAUAUGUAUAAACUUCUGUCUUUCCCAGAGAAAAAGGCGUGGCCUCUGCACCAGUCAGUAUCACUAAAGGAGGCGUGGCCUCCUUCUUCUCAAAGGUAACACUUUCCUUUCAGUGAAAAUAACCCACACCGGUGGUUCUCGCCAGCGUCGUCUCGGACCCAGUGUGUUCUGUCGGGCAAACGUUCAGGAACAGAAAUCACCGUUGGUCCAAGACGUUGUUAUAUUAUUGGAACUUGUUAAUAUUCACGAAAUAAAUCCGUACAGAGAGGGUAUGUGGAAUUUAUUUUACUGUUAAAGGAGUUCCUGUCUAUGAAAUGUUUGAGAACCCCUGGUUCACACAAUACUAAAUGACGUUGUACUGCAGUGUACUGAAUUGAGAGUUAUUAUACUGCUUUAAAUGUAGAGACGCGUGUCGAGAUGUGAAUCGUUUCUGAAGCGGAGAUGGAGAGAUAGAGACAGACCUCCGUUCCGGGAAGGAUCUAAGAGUCAGGUUCAGGGCAGAAGGUUAAAGCCUGGGGUGAUGCGCACGCACGCAGACACACAGAAUCGCUUGAAAAUCCAGCAUCCAGCUGAGUUCUUGUAAUCGCCUCUGCCAGCAAGCAGUUCCUGACUACACCGCUGGCCAUCAGUGUGGAGUAGCGGAGGAGACAGUGGUGCAGCGGGCAUGUGUGGCGGGCAGAGUUUCGGCUGGAGACGCACACACACACUCGUGCCCCGGUUCUCGGAGCAGGUUGCUGAAGGCUCUCUGAUGGCCCGGCUACUGCUGCUGCUUCUUCUUCCUCUUCUGCCGGGAUUCAGCUCUAACUUCACUCAUGCGAACGUGCUGGACGCGAUGCUGUUGAGGAAUUCUGGGAAGGUGACGCUGGAUAGCCGAAAGGAGGACAGUAGGAGCUCAGUGCCCGUGCUGCCUGAGAGGACACUGUGGUGCCACUGUUACCACCACUGUCCAGAGGACUCCGUCAACAACACCUGCAGAACUGAUGGCUACUGCUUCACCAUGGUGGAGGAGGAAGAGGGCGGGCCCCCGACGCUCACCUCAGGCUGUUUGGGAUUGGUGGGCUCUGAAUUUCAGUGCAGGGAUACGGGGAACUCUCGUUUGAGGAGGGCGCUGGAGUGCUGUACUGACCAGGACUACUGCAACCGAGACCUUCACCCGACCCUGCCUCCAAUCAACACGCCUAAUUACGUGGACAACAGCAUCCACCAGAUGGCUCUGUUCAUCUCUGUGGCAGUGUGCAGCAUCAUCCUCAUCUUUAUCAUUGUGUUCUGUUACUUCAGGUACAAACGUCAGGAGCUGAGGCCCCGCUAUACUAUCGGUCUGGAGCAGGAUGAGACCUACAUCCCUCCAGGAGAGUCUCUGAAGGACCUGAUCGAGCAGUCGCAGAGUUCAGGCAGUGGCUCGGGACUCCCCCUGCUGGUGCAGCGCACCAUAGCUAAGCAGAUCCAGAUGGUGAAACAGAUCGGAAAGGGACGCUACGGGGAGGUGUGGAUGGGCCGCUGGAGAGGUGAGAGGGUGGCUGUCAAGGUGUUCUUCACCACUGAGGAGGCCAGCUGGUUCCGAGAGACCGAGAUUUACCAGACCGUCCUCAUGAGGCAUGAGAAUAUACUAGGCUUCAUCGCGGCAGAUAUAAAGGGAACAGGUUCAUGGACGCAGCUGUACCUGAUCACGGACUACCACGAGAGCGGCUCUCUCUACGACUACCUCAAAUCCACCACGCUGGAUACGCGGGCACUGCUGCGCCUGGCGUACUCGGCCGUCUCAGGGCUCUGCCACCUGCACACCGAGAUCUUCGGCACACAGGGCAAACCGGCCAUCGCCCACCGUGACCUCAAGAGUAAGAACAUUCUGGUGAAGAAGAACGGCACGUGCUGCAUCGCCGACCUCGGCCUAGCCGUCAAGUUCAUCAGUGACACCAACGAGGUGGACAUUCCUCCUAACACACGCGUGGGCACCAAGCGCUACAUGCCCCCGGAGGUACUGGACGAAACCCUGAACCGCAACCACUUUCAGUCCUACAUCAUGGCUGACAUGUACAGCUUCGGCCUGAUCCUGUGGGAGAUCGCCAGGAGAUGUGUGUCAGGAGGAAUCGUGGAGGAGUAUCAGUUGCCUUACCAUGACCAGGUACCCACAGACCCGUCCUAUGAGGAUAUGAGAGAAGUGGUGUGUAUAAAGAGACAGCGGCCCUCUUUUGCCAACCGCUGGACCAGCGACGAGUGCCUGAGGCAGAUGGGCAAGCUGAUGAGCGAAUGCUGGGCACACAACCCAGGCUCCCGCCUCACCGCCCUAAGGGUAAAGAAAACUCUGGCCAAAAUGUCCGAGUCGCAGGACAUUAAACUGUGAGGGACGCUCAGACCGCUCCAACAGACUUCGGAGAGUCCGCCCCGAGCCGAGCGACAGGCUCAGAGCGGCCCCAUUCUGCUUUCUGUGAAAGCUCCCAGCCAGCAGAGCACAGGACAGGUUGCGCCCCCUGCUGGUGCACACCAGAGAGAGCCUCGGGCCAUCACGUCGUCCCCCACAGCCUUUUAUUUAAUGUCACUCCUUUCUACUAUGGUUCUGUUGGCUUUUUUAUUUUUAUUUUAUUUUAUUUAAUGCUGUUUAUUUCAUUUUCAAUGAAAGGUAAGAUAUGCUCGAUGAAAAAGGUUGAAAA